UCAAAUCCCCAAACCGCGAUAGUCGCACUACGCCGUUUGCUUUUUCAAAUAUUCAUUUCAUCUCAACCGUCCAUCCCGCUCCUGAUCUCGAAUUCAAAUUUCGAUAAAAAAAACCAGUCUCAUUGCAUCAGACAGUGAAGUGCUCUGCUUCAGUUCAAUCCAGACACCGGACGGGCAGCCGAAGAAGAAGAGAAUCAGGCAAGGAGACGUGUAGCUGAGACUCAAGAUCCACCGUCGUCCGUCGGAUUGAUUCCACCCGCUUGAGUAGUAGGAAGCAUUUCGCUCACUCGAUUCCUCCCGUUUCUGUUCUUCCAGCCCACCGGCCACCGCCAGGUAACUCAGAUUCCUUCCAUUUCAGCAUUGACUCCCACAUUCCGGCUUUCUGCUUGCUUUCUCAACUCCAUCUUUCCCUUGAUUAUGUGCUUCUAUCAGGAUGUUAAGGGAUUUCAAAUUCCUGCGCCGGAAUUCCGGCAAGAACAGCGAGGAAAUAGAGAAUGUGCCUCUAAACCCUAGGGAUUCGCUGUCGAGCCAGGCUAGCUCGGAAUUGACCUCUAGACCUCCACUGAACACUAUCCAAGAUCCCUCCCAGCAAGAGGUGGCCGGUCGAAGCAAGAUAGAACGAACUCCAACAAAGCCUAAAUCGAAAGCCUCCGAAUCCACAUUGCCGCCUCUUCGCACGCCGGAGAGGAAGUACCGAUUCGGGUGGCCUCAUCGGAACGAUUCAAACAUGAUUCCAGGAGAAGUGAGGGACGAGGCCAGGACUGAUGUGAAGGACCAUACCUUGGCGAGAGUGGGGUUACCUACUGCAACCCCGAGGUCUGUCAGGACUGUUGGGAGGGAUACGUCGAGUUACUCAGAAUGUACUUCCACACGAACCACGCCGACGAAGAGCGUCUCGAAGCCUCCUAGUUCGGCUUACAGGAGUAAGCUGGAUUUGAAUGGCGGAGCUGGACGCACGGGCAACAUUGGUGCUUUGUACAGAGGUGUACCGGUGGCUGGUUCUUCGACUCCAGCUGUUGUUAAUACCGUUGAAGUUCCGCAUUUUGACCUGAAAGAGGAUCCAUCGUUCUGGAUGGAUCAUAAUGUACAGGUUCUUGUACGGGUACGGCCUGUAAAUAGCAUGGAGAGGAGCACACAAGAGUACAAUAGGUGUUUGAAACAAGAGAGUGCUCAGACCAUUACUUGGAUUGGGCAGCCAGAAUCUCGGUUCACAUUCGACCAUGUUGCUUGUGAGACAGUUGACCAGGAAAUGCUGUUUCGGAUGGCUGGUCUUCCAAUGGUGGAGAAUUGCUUGUCUGGCUACAAUAGUUGCAUCUUUGCUUAUGGCCAGACCGGAAGUGGAAAAACAUUCACAAUGCUUGGUGAAAUAGAUGGUCUGGAAGUAAAACCCAGCGUACAACGUGGAAUGACACCGAGGAUUUUCGAGUUCUUAUUUGCAAGGAUCCAAGCUGAAGAGGAAAGCCGGAGGGAUGAAAGACUUCAAUAUAGUUGCAAGUGCUCUUUCUUGGAGAUUUAUAAUGAGCAGAUUACAGAUCUCCUUGAGCCUUCUUCUACCAAUUUAAUGUUGAGGGAAGAUGUCAAGGCUGGUGUUUACGUGGAGAAUCUCUCAGAGUUUGAAGUGCAUACAGUUAGCGACAUUAUAAAGCUGUUGGCCGAGGGCUCCUUGAACAGGAAAGUUGCAGCAACAAAUAUGAAUAGAGAGAGCAGUCGCUCGCACAGUGUGUUCACUUGUGUAAUUGAAAGCAGAUGGGAAAAAGAUUCUACAACUAACCUAAGGUUUGCAAGGUUAAACCUAGUUGAUCUGGCAGGUUCUGAAAGGCAGAAAAGUUCAGGUGCCGAAGGUGAGCGUUUAAAAGAAGCUGCAAGCAUCAACAAAUCAUUGUCAACAUUAGGCCAUGUCAUAAUGAUUCUAGUUGAUGUGGCAAAUGGAAAACAGAGGCAUGUUCCUUAUAGAGAUUCAAGGUUGACAUACCUUCUACAGGACUCUCUCGGUGGAAACUCGAAAACAAUGAUCAUUGCUAAUGUCAGCCCCUCUAUAAGCUGUGCUGCGGAGACAUUGAACACUCUAAAGUUUGCUCAACGAGCUAAACUUAUCCAAAACAAUGCUGUUGUCAAUGAGGAUGCCAGCGGGGAUGUCAUUGCACUACAACAUAAGAUUCGGCUUUUAAAGGAGGAGAUAUCUUUCCUGAAACGGCAGAAUGUGUUCAGGUCUUUGUCAUUCGACUCAUCUCACAAUGCUAUCGACCCAGUACAAGAUAAUGCAUCCUCCGGAAAAUUCUCAGAAAUGGAACCACUGCAGGCUAGCAAUUCACUCGAGUUUGAAUCCAAAGGCACUGUUAGGUUAUCCACCAAGCAGUUGAAAUCCCUGGAGUCAACCCUUGCUGGUGCCUUAAGACGAGAGCAGAUGGCAGAGACUGCUAUAAAGAACCUUGAAGCAGAAAUUGCACAAUUGAACCGAUUGGUUCGUCAAAGAGAGGAAGACACCAGGAGCACAAAAAUGAUGCUUAGAUUCCGGGAAGACAAGAUUCAGAGAAUGGAAUCACUUCUUGGUGGCGCACUACCUCAUGACAGUUAUUUGAUGGAAGAGAACCAAGCAAUGCUUGAAGAGACUCGGUUGUUGCAAGCUAAAGUAGAUAAAAACCCUGAAGUAACCCGGUUUGCAUUAGAGAACAUCAGGCUUCUGGAGCAGAUUAGGAGGUUUCAAGAAUUCUAUGAGGAAGGGGAGAGAGAGAUACUCCUGGAUGAAGUAUCCAAACUCCGAGAACAGUUGAUUCAAUUCCUUGACGGGACAUCUAUGCCUCACCACCAUGUAGAUAUGGAUGAUCAAACUAAGUUGAAGAACACAGCUGAUGAGUUGGAGCAAAGCAAACUCAAUUUGAAAUCUUGCCUGGAGGAGAACCAAAGACUGAGCAGACAAAUUGACGAUCUACAUAAGAUGUUGGAUGACUUUAGAUCUGCAGCCACCAUUGAGGAUGUCGAUUUGAGAAAUAAAAAGGAUUCAGUUGCAGCCGAUCGUGCUGCAAUUGGUUUAGUAAAUCAUGCAGAAGAAAUAUUGCAUUUGCAGCUGGAGUUGGACAUAUUGAAGAUAAUUUUUGUAGAAGAGAGAUCAUCCAAGGAAGAAGCAGAGGUAAAAGCAAGGACCUUUUCGGCAGAACUGGAGGUAGCAAAAGAAAGCUUUCUGGUUUUGAACAAGCAGUUUCAUGAUGUUGCUCAUGUACUCAAAGAGACCAAGUUGGUUCUUGAAGCUCUUGAAUCAGAUCAAAUGCUGGCAAUUUCUGACAUAGAAAAGCUGAGAGAAGACAACAAUUGUUAUGUCAAGCUUUUGACAGAGAAGGAGGCUGAAAUCAUGGAUUUACAAGAGCAACUCCUAUCGAAUGACUUACAGGAACAUUUGCCGAGGAAUAUGGAGGAGGACUCUGUGUUGGCAAAAAAGCUGAAGAGGAUGCAAGUUUCAAUCGAGCAGGCGAAGAAGAUGAACACAUGGUACUACAAUGACCUUGCAUGUCAGGCAAGUAAGGAAGCAGAAGUGGAUGAAGUUCGUCGGCAGGCUGAAGCUGAAACUGCAGAGGUCAUCAUUUGUUUGGAGCAAGAACUUGCAUCGCUUCAGCAACAGGUCCAAGGUUUCCAUUUGAAAGAGACAGUGACGAAAAGCUCUAUGAUGCUUUUGGAGGCCAAACUGAAAGAGUCGCAUGACAAACUGGAUAUGCUAACUGAAGAAAACAAUGAGUUACUUGAAAAGCUUGAGAUUAAAGAAGAGGAAUUGAGAGAAUUAUCUCAAGAGUGGGAGCUUCUGGCUUGUGAGAUGGAGGAAGUUCUUGCUGAUGGACAUGAUGCCGUCAUUGAUGCUUCCCAUCAGCUUGAAGAAAUCUCCAGUUUUCUCCCGGAGAAGCGAGUGUGGAUCUCUGAACAAGUAAGCAGGUUAAUUAGGACAGUCUCCGAGAAAGAGGUACUAGUUGAAGAACUUGGCAAAUGUCUAGAGGAUGCCAACCACCAAAGAAGUGAAGUGGAUCACAUGAUCAAGUCUUUGAGGAGUGCAGCAUUAGUUAUCAAUGAAGCGCACGAGCAGGAGUGCAAUGAAAAAGAAAUGGAAAUUGUCGGCUUAAAGUCCCACUUGAGAGACCACACAUCCGCAAUCGCAGAGCUGGAGGAUGAACUGAAGAUAGCAAAGCACCUUAUCGGUAAUGCAUCGCUUUGCGCUGCCAUUGGGUUUGUACUCGCGAAGAGAUUCUCUGAGGAACAUCUUGACAAUCUCAAUGAAUUAAAGUACAAGGACCUUCAACUCUGUGAAUUGGCAGUGACUAACCAGAGGCUGGUAAGUCUUCUCCAAGAUCAUGCUGCAACUACUGAAGGAGCUGAAGCAGAAAUUCAAUCUUUGAGAAUGGAAAUAGGUGAAUUGAAGAAAACGUGCAGCAAUCUUGAAGAAGCACUUAGUAAAGAGGAAAAACGAGCCUCUUCCAUGCAGCUUCAGCUUGAAGUUAUUGAAGAAAAUGACGUUUUACAGACCAAGGAAAGGUUGGCUGAGUUCAAAGCUGAAGUAUGCUCAAUCCGUUCGUGCCUUGGCCCUGAUUCGCAUGAUCAUGUCUCUGAAAUUAAUGAAAGACUGCAAGCUUGUGGACAAGAUGAUGACAGCCAUGGAUUGAAAAAUGUUGGAUAUCCUGAGGAUCCAAGCAACAGAGAUGUUACAAUCUCUCUCCUAAAACAAGAGAUAGAGUCUGCAUUGACAAGCUUGCAAGAGGUUAGGAGGGAGAUGGGUACACUGCAUGCAGAGAAAGAACAUUUCCGGAUUUCUGAAAGGCAGAGCAAGCAGAGCAUAGAGCUUUGUACAAGUCAGUUACUUUCAUUUGAAGCUGCUAUCUGUGACUUCGAAAAACAGUUUGAACAGAAGGUAGAAGCAGCAAACCAUAAGAUUCAAGCCUUUGAAGAAAUCGUCCAAGAAACCAUGGAUCAUUGGUCUGGAACAAAAGAGUGCGUUGAGAUGGAAAUCGAUGAUGCAAAGAUGAUUGCUGUAGAAAAGGCAGCUGAAGCUUCUUGUUUAUUAGCGAAAUAUGAGGAAGCACAGGAAACAAUGAAAGAAGCUGACGUUAUGAUCAACAAGCUAAUGAUGGUUAAUGAAUCAGUGAAGCUUGAACUGGAAAAUCAGAAGCAAGUGGAAAUCGCCCUUAUAAAUGAAAGGGAGAAGUUGAUUGAAGAGGUUCAUACCUUGCAAACUGCCAGUUGUCGCAAGGAUCAGCAGCUUGAAGACCUUGAGCGGCAAUUUACUGACAGCAUGAAGGAAAUGACGUGUGUUGUUGGCGAGCUGGAGGAUAUUGUUGCGGGCCUCCAAUCCUCUUCCCAAGAAAAUUGCAUGUCAAUGCCUGGUGACUUGGAUAGCUUAAAGUCCUUUGCUCUGGACUCUCGAAAGUUGGUAAGCUCGUGGCUUGAAGAUAUCUGGUCCGAGAUAGUUGUGAAGGAUUGUGCUGUUUCAGUGCUACAUCUCUGUCACAUGGGCAUUCUGUUGGAAACUGUGACAGGCUUGCAUGCUGAAAAUGGUUUGCUCCAAAAUGGCCUGUGCGAGACAAACUCGGUCAUACUUGAUCUCAAGGAGCGUAAUUGCAAAUCCAAUAAAGAGCUCCACAUCUGUCGAACCCUGAAGGGAAAGUUGUUGGCGGACAUCAAGAGAAGCUUUGAUCGCAUAUCAAGGAAAGAAGAGGAAAUGGGUGGGUUUGGUGCCAAGUUAACUAGUUUUGAGAAACACAUCUUUGAUCUGCAGCUUCAAGAGGAGUCAAUGCUACAGAGAUCAAAUUACAUGGGAUCUCAGCUUGCUAUUUUGAUGAAAGAGUUAGACUCGAGUAACAACGAUGUGGUCGAUUCUCUGCUAAAUCAAGAGAAAAUGCUGAAAGACAAAGAAGAGUAUUUAAAUUGUCAGGCUGACCUCUUGAUACUGGAUACCUGGUCUAAAGAAUUUGAGUCAUGCUUCCUGGCUUCACAUCUAAAAGAUACCACUUGGAAAGCGGAGAGAAUGAUUGAGAGUCUGAAGGAAGAUAUAGGUUCCAAGAGUGCUGAAAUUGAAUCAUCUAGAAGUUGUAUAGAAGUCUCCAACAUGGAAAAGCAGGCACUGCAAGAUAAAAUUGACUCCUUGGAAGUUAUUGUUUCUGAUAUGCAAGCAGAUUUGGAGAUGAAAAGCAAUGAAGUAAAUGAACUUCUGAGUUCCCGGUCUGCUAUCACGUAUGAGUUGUUGUCAGAAAGGCAAGAUGUCCAACAUUUUCUUAACAGAGUGAAUGAGUUGGAGGAUGAGAAUGCUCUCUUGCAAGAUGAACUGAGGUCUUCCAAGCUACGCUUUCUUGAAGCCUUCAAUCGUUUGAGCUCAAGAAAUGUCGAGUGUCUUAAUGCACUCGAGACGAUACAGUCUUCAUUUUUCAGGGUAUGCAGUGCACUGGAGGAAGGAUGCUCUGAACUCGUACAUCAAAUAUUCAGUGAGCUAUCAGGAAAAAUAGAGAGCAUGUCUGACUUCAUCCAGGAGAUUGAUCCAUUGGAAUGUUCUGCUGAAAACGUGGCUUCUGCCGUUGUCUCUCUCCAGGCUGAAUUGUCUAGGAAGGAUGACAUUCUAACAGGACUGUUAUUUGAUCUGAGCCUACUGCAGGAGACUGCAUCAAAUACGAAAGACCAGAAAGAUGAGAUUGAGGAAAUCAUGGCAGCAAUGGAGGUUCUAGAGGAUGAGCUUGCUGUGAAAUCGGGUGAGCUUGAUGAGGCCAUUCUGAAUAAUCAAACACUUGAGGCACAAUUACAGGAGAAGAUGGUCAGAGUGGCUGCUCUUGAGGAAGAACUAGCUAAGGAAACUGAAUCUUCGAAAAUCUGUUCUAGCGAAAACGUCAGGUUGCAGGCUGCAAAGGCAUCUCUUGAGCUGGAGGUAGCACAGAGUAAGAACUUGACAGAUAGUUUGGAGAUGGAACUGUCUCAAAUGGGUGAUGUUCUUCGGCAGAUGGACUCUGAAACAGAUUAUCUUCAGAGCAAGUUGAACGAACUUACUGAAGAGAGAGACCAAAUGCUCAGGGAGAUGAAUGCUAUGAGACAACAACUUGAAAAGGCAGAGACUGUGGCCGAAGAAAAAGAAGCUGCUGCAGUGGCUGCUCAACAGGAAGUCGAAUACCGGAAGUUAUAUGCAGAGGACAAAGAGGCUGAGGUGAAGCUAUUAGAAAGAUCCGUCGAAGGGCUAGAAUGCACUAUCAAUGUGCUGGAAAACAAGGUUGAUAUUCUAAAUGAUGAAGCUGAACGACAAAGAUUACAGAGAGAAGAUCUAGAAGUGGAAAUUCAUUCUCUAAAGAAUCAAAUGCAUACUUUUGAAAAUUCUGGCUCCGAAAUGAGAAGGCUUUUAGAGGAGAAAAAGAAAGGCCUCGAAGAUGCGUUGGAUCAUAUUGAAACUCUCAAGAUGGAUAUAUUUGACAAGGAUGCAGAGAUUGACCAAUUCAAGUCACAUAUCUCCGAGUUGAAUUUGCAUGCAGAAGCACAGGCUAGUGAAUAUAAGCAAAAGUUCAAGCAACUGGAAGCUAUGCUCGAACAAGUGAAGCAUGAGGAGUCCUUUAACCAUGCUGCAAAUAUUUCGACGACAAACAAGCCAGAGAAAAUGGUUGUCAGGCCAAGGGGCACCGGGUCUCCUUUCAAAUGCAUCGGUUUGGGUUUGGCUCAACAAGUAAAAUCUGAGAAGGAUGAGGAAAUGACUGCUUCAAGUCAACGCAUUGAAGAACUAGAAUGCUUAGCAGGAAGCCGUCAGAAGGAGAUAUUUGCACUGAACGCCAGAUUAGCUGCUGCUGAGAGCAUGACCCACGAUGUCAUUCGAGAUUUACUUGGAGUGAAGCUUGACAUGACAAAUUAUGCGUCAUUGUUGAAUAAUCAACAACUUCAGAAGAUUGCCGAGAUAGCUCAGUUCAGCAGCUUGAAACAUGAAAUGCAGGAUGAAGACACUAUGCAGCUCAAGAAACAGUUAACUGAAUUCAUAGAGGAACGGAGAGGAUGGAUCGAGGAAAUUGAUCGAAGACAGACCGAGCUGGUUGCUGCACAGGUUGCCCUGGAGAACCUUCGUCAGCAAGAUCAGUUCUUGAAAGCAGAAAACGAGAUGCUAAAGAUGGAAACCGUGAGCCACAAGAGACAGGUAAUGGAACUUGAAGGAGAGGUUAAAAAGCUCUCUGGACAGCAGAACCUCCAGGAGCGCAUUCAUCACCAUGCUAAAAUCAAGGCGAAGAACAGCCUUCUGAAGGCUCAGAACGAAGAGCUGAGCUCGAAGCUUCAACGAUCUAAGAUGGUUCUUUCGCAUGCCAAAGGGGAGUUCAAGCGCUACCGAAGUUCCAUCCAUGGAUGGAACAGCUCACAAGAAAGGUGACAGAAGGAUGGAAUGAUUCCGCAAACACGUUGUCAAUGCAAAGCUCAACCUGACGGGUGGAUGGAUGGGUUAGCCUUUUGCUAACAUCAACCAUCGGUUACUUGCCUGUUCUAGUUGCAAAUUUAGUGUCCAUUAAACCGUACCGUACCGGCGGUUCGACCACGAAAUAUCAGUAUCGGAGGCUAAACCGAUAUGCAGCAUUUACCGGUAUAACGGUUGAACUACGGUUAAACCACGGUUUUACCAUAAAAUACCCUACCGCUGACUUUCCCGAUACGGUCUCCGAUACGGUUUCAUGGACCAUGAAAUUUACCUGUUGUAUAUUUAAAAUCCACUAUUAUGUGUUGCGUAAUAUUUUUGUGCGUUAUAGUGUAAAUUGUAAUUACUUGUUGUAAACAACUCGUGUAAAUAUGAGGUUCAAUCCAUGAUCGGCCUUUUUUUCAGAAUCAGGCAAAUGUUUAUCAGUGUCACCUGUUGUAGGCUGCUCUCAAUUCUCAAAUAUAAAGUUACUUUAGCAAUCCAAUCGAAAAAUAUGAGAUUUUUCAGAGGUUUUGCCAUUGUGAUCACACAGCAUUACCUCUAUAACUAACUUAUAACAAUGUCAACUUGAGACCCUGUCAUUAUUCCUGACUUUCAAAAUUAUGAAAAGGGACGAUUGGUAAAUGAAAUGCUUGCUUUGUUCUAUAAUAUUCAAUCGAAGUUGUACUUCAUUUGCUUCUCAUUACUGUUUUAAAAAAUGUAACUUGGGUGGUUUUAUUGACUAUAGACAACUAAAACCACUCACUAUCAAAAACAACUUUCCGUUUCUGUUAUACAAGUGAAACUAUUUUGAAUAAUUGUGUGUUCCGAUUGUAUUAGGCUAUUAGCCCUAGAAGAAAUCAGCCUAGUUAUUCUGCGAACUUGAAGAUUCGUUAGUAUAUACUAACUAAUAUCCAAAAUGUAUGAUGAACUAAGUCUGCUAAGUAUCUAGAUAGCACAGACUAGUAUUCAAAACAUCACAAACUAGUAUCCAGAUAUGGAUACUCUUAUGGGUUAUCUGGAUACUCUUAUGUGUUAUAUGGAUACUAAUUAUGUACUGUUUGGAUACUAUUAUGUGUUGUCUUGAUAUUAGUUUGUGAAUUUGGGAUAAUAGAUGAUUCAUGGUGGAUAUCAGUUAGCAAACUUUGAAUACUAGUUUGUGUUCUCUAGAUACUUUAGUACUUCGAUAUUAAUUCAUGUAUUUUAGAUAUUAGUUAAUAUCUGCUAACGAAUCUUCUACUUAACUUUCCCCGAAGAAAUAACUUUUUAGUUGAGUUAUAGGUAUAAUAUGCCCCUCUACUAUGACACUUUAUCAAACAUGCCCCUCUACUAUUUUUUUUACAUCAAACAUGCCCUUGUACUAUGUAAAAAUGAUCAAACAUGCCCUUUUAUUAAAAUUUUCAUCCAAAAACCGUUAAUCAAAGCCGAAAUUUAGUUUGAGCGACACAAAUGACUAAAAUAUCCCUAAUAAAUUCACUUUAGAAUU
Linum trigynum is the source of this 9857-nucleotide messenger RNA. The record is from the annotation of a GenBank genome assembly. Lineage: Eukaryota; Viridiplantae; Streptophyta; Magnoliopsida; Malpighiales; Linaceae.